AUGGCCAAAGAGGAGUCAAAGAGCCUCUUUGCGACCCUUCAGUACCUUGGACGGGGGCAGGGGGAGACGUCUGAGACAGCGAACCUUACCAGCAGCGGUGGCUGCAGCUGUUGUGGGCAUCCAGUGGUGGUGAUGGCAAGCCGUUCGCCUCAGAGAUCGAGGCUUUUCAAGCAGCAUCUGGGGGUUCCUGUUGAGCUCAGGCCUUCAACGUACGAGGAGGCAGCCGCUCAGCAUGCGAGCGACUGCCGCAAGAGCAGUGUAGUUGUGGCGGCGGAUACUGUGGUGGAUCUGGAGGGGUCGCUGCUAGAGCAGCCCCGCGAUGCAGCAGAGGCCAGGGAAAUGCUGCGCUUGCUGCAAGGCAACUGCCACUGGGUGCACACGGCUGUCUGUAUAUACACUCGGCAGACUCUGAGAAGAGGCGCUGCAGCGGCUUUUGUGCGCUCAACGCGGGUGGAAUUCAAGCCCCUUAGCGACGAGGAUAUCGAGGCCUACGUCGCCUCUAAAGAACCUCUUGGAAAAGCCGGAGCAUACGGCCUACAGGGCGUGGGUGGCUGUUUUGUUGCAUCCGUAAAUGGCUGCAGCCAAAACGUUGUAGGUCUUCCAGUAUCUGAUCUUGCUGCUGCUCUCACUGCUCUUCACUCUAGAGGCCUCCUUUGA
Molecule: messenger RNA, 657 nt
Organism: Cyclospora cayetanensis
Lineage: Eukaryota; Apicomplexa; Conoidasida; Eucoccidiorida; Eimeriidae
Product: maf-like protein CHY_0340
Exons: 4
Coding region: 1-657 (218 amino acids)
Molecular function (GO): nucleoside triphosphate diphosphatase activity
Source: RefSeq, a predicted model, not a curated record